AUGAGCAUCACAGACGUCCUUAGUGCUGACGACAUUGCCGCAGCCCUGCAGGAGUGCCAAGACCCAGAUACUUUUGAACCCCAAAAAUUCUUCCAGACGUCGGGCCUCUCCAAGAUGUCGGCCAGUCAGGUGAAGGAUGUUUUUCGGUUCAUAGACAAUGACCAGAGUGGGUAUCUGGAUGAAGAAGAGCUUAAGUUUUUCCUCCAGAAGUUUGAGAGCAGCGCUAGAGAGCUGACAGAGUCAGAAACCAAGUCCUUGAUGGCAGCUGCGGAUAAUGACGGUGACGGGAAAAUCGGGGCCGACGAAUUCCAGGAAAUGGUGCAUUCUUAA
This is a messenger RNA of Prionailurus viverrinus (fishing cat), 330 nucleotides long. It is a transcript of the gene OCM2, whose product is annotated as oncomodulin 2. The transcript has 4 exons. NCBI's taxonomy places the organism in Eukaryota, Metazoa, Chordata, Mammalia, Carnivora, Felidae. The coding region runs from base 1 to 330 and encodes 109 amino acids. Gene Ontology annotation, molecular function: calcium ion binding. Gene Ontology annotation, cellular component: nucleus; cytoplasm. The record is from RefSeq and is a predicted model, not a curated record.